UAUAAUUCUUAUUGCUCUUUUUGUAACUAUAAUAGGAAGACUAUUAGUUAUGUAUGCAUUAUCUCUGGGCAGUAAGUCAUAUAAGGAAGCAGCGAAGAACAAUAGAGUGAGUGUAAUGAUUCCUUGUUCAGGAAAUACUUUGUUUUGUACACAAUUGCAACGGAUUUUGACAUUUUUAUUUUCACGUGAUUUAUGUGGGACUUCCAGUUAAGCUUAUCAUAAACUAUCACUCUUAAGACAUUUAUUUUCAUUUACUGUUACAGUUUCAAGUCCAUGAACCCUGAUUUUCAAAGCAUUAUUCAUUAGUCUUGUGCCAAAAAUAAUGUGUUUUGUUUAUAUUUAACGAUAGCUUAUUUAUAUUCAACCAGUUUUUAAGUAUAUUUGAUUCUUUUUCCACCGUAGUCAGGAGCUGUUCAAGGUUCUUAUCUGAGCAGUACAGAGUGGUAUCAUCAGCAAACAAUACAUAUUUGAACAAUUUAGAAACAUUGCACAUAUCAUUUAUAUAUAUAAUAUAAAAAAUGUAGGGCCUAGCACUGAGCUCUGAGGAACACCACUAAUUAUCUUCAACUGCUUAGACUUUACACUGUUUAUUUCAUCAUAUUGAUAUCUGUCAUCCAGGUAACUUUUCAUCCAUUUAUGCAAUCCCUCUUAUGCCAUAUCUCUCUAGUCUAUUCAUUAAUAUAGAAUGAUUGAUUGCAUCAAGUGCUUUUUGUAAGUCUAUAAAAACACCGACAGCAUCUUCCUUGUUAUCUAUUGCCGUUGACAUCCCUUCUACAAGUUCCAUCACUGCCAUCGAAGUGGACCUUUUCUCCCUAAAGCUAUAUUGGUUGUCAUUUAGUAGAUUGUGCUUCUCUACAUAUUUAUCAAGUCGAUCAGCAAAUAAUUUUUCUAAAAUGUUUGAGAACUGUGGAAGUAGUGAUAUUGGUCUGUAGUUAGUAAAUUGACACCUCUCUCCGUUUUUAUGAAUGGGAAUAACUUCAUGUUUGAGGGGAACGUGCCGGAUUACAACCGUAUGUGAGAGGCUGCACUAUGUAUUCUAUAAUAUUUUAACUAACAUCAUGUCAGUACCAAAACAAUCUGUGGAACGUUUGUGUUUAAGUAUUUUCACAAUAUCAGGUAUUUCUCUUAGGCUAAAAUAGAGCCUAAUUCCAUCCUGUAGUUGUUUUUUUUUUUAAACACAGAGCAGUUUUGUUUACCUGUUUUCCCGCUACGUUUCGUUUGCGACUGCAAACUUCCUCAGGCUCAGCUCAGGCUACAGAAACUAGAGCCUGAUUUUCACGCAGGCGCAGGCAGGGACAGCCCGGCCGGUCUUUGGGGUCCUUCGCGUGGCACUAAUAAACAAGUAUGGCGGAGGAGUUCAGCUGAGCUUCUCUGAGUAAACGGUUAAAGGUUUCAGUGAAAAUGACUCAUUUUUAAUCGGAACAUCUCGCGGAUGCGAGCUGUUCGGACCGGUUCGGGCGAGAGGAGAAGUUCGGGGGAGAAUGAGCGGCUGGGCGGGCUUUUCUGAUGAGGAGCUUCGGAGAAUCCACCAGAAAGACGCCGGGGCCGCGUUCCGCGGGCGGAAGCCUCCAGCCAGCCGGACUCGGCAGCAGCUACAGCGGGAGCAGGCACUUCAGUUAGCCGGCUCAUGCAGCCUCCCUCCGGCGCAGCAACUCAACAAACUCCCGGUGAAGGAAGAGUCGGAGCCCGCAGCCCGGCCCGGAGCUGCAGCUGUCGGAAAGGAGGUCCAGCCGAAACCCGCGGACAUGCAGCCGAAGGAGGAGGAGGCGCAGGAGGUCAAAGAGUUGGAGAAACAAGAGGUGGAACUGCGUGAAAAGACCCGUCUGGAGCAGCUGCAGCAGGAGCAGAAACGAAUCGAAGAGCGAAACAAACGCAAAAAGGCCCUGCUGACCAAAACUAUCGCAGAGAAAUCCAAGCAGACUCAAGCCGAGGCAGUGAAGCUGAAGAGAAUCCAGAGAGAGCUGCAGGCUCUCGAUGACAUGGUGUCUAACGACAUCGGCAUCCUGAGGGGCAGGAUCGAGCAGGCCAGCUGGGACUACUCUGCUGCCAG
This is a messenger RNA of Nothobranchius furzeri (turquoise killifish), 2050 nucleotides long. The record is from RefSeq and is a predicted model, not a curated record. NCBI's taxonomy places the organism in Eukaryota, Metazoa, Chordata, Actinopteri, Cyprinodontiformes, Nothobranchiidae.